UACAUUAAUAUCUACAGCACAUUCACAUUUUGCAUGUCAACGGCUCAAGUUCUAGUAAACUGUGAAAUUCAGUGAAUAUUUAACUAAACUUGUUUAUAAUAAAGUUCGCCUUAUGCCCCACUAUUUUAUUGUAUUGUGUGCAUUAAAGAUUAUAUAAAUAUUAAGAUCACAACAACUCUUGGCGACGCACAGUGAAGUAGAUUCAAGCACCAUUUGUAGUAAGCAACGAACUAAACAUGAUUUUCAUAGCUAUAGCUGCAGUCCUACUGAUCACCCUCUACAUUUAUGGAACAAGAAACUUCAAUUAUUGGGAAAAAAGAGGCGUCAAACAUGACAAGCCUUAUUUCCUUAUCGGGAAUAACUACAAGGAAUAUUUCGGGAAAGCCAGUAUGACGCAAGUAGCAGACGAGCUGUACUGGAGGUAUCCCAAUGAAAAAGUCGUCGGAUUCUUCCGCUCCACGCGUCCAGAGUUACUGAUACGAGACCCAGAAAUUGCGAAACGAAUUCUGAUCACAGACUUUGCUCAUUUCUUUGAGAGAGGUUUGAAUCCUCAUAAUACCGUGUUCGAGCCUCUGAUGCAGAACCUGUUCUUUGCCGAGGGAGAUCUGUGGAAGCUGCUCCGACAGAGAAUGACGCCCGCCUUCACUACGGGCAAACUGAAGGCAAUGUUCCCGCUGAUCGUGGAACGAGCGGAGAAGCUGAAGACGCGAGCGCUGGCUGCGGCCGCUGAGGGCAAGUCUCUGGACGCGCGCGACUUGAUGGCGAGGUACACCACCGACUUCAUUGGAGCCUGCGGGUUUGGGCUCGAAGCAGACUCACUCAACGAUGAGAACUCCGCGUUCAGACAGCUCGGUGUAAAAAUUUUCAAAGUAACAACUAUGGAUAUUGUAAAAGGUUUAGCAAAAGAAUUAUUUCCCGAAUUGUUCAAAAAUCUAAAGUUAUGGACUAGAAUAGAAAAUGACAUCAAUGAGCUUGUCGGGGAGAUUUUGAAGAAGAGAGACUACAAGCCCUGCGGCAGGGGAGACUUUAUAGAUCUAAUGCUGGAGUGUAAACAGAGGGGGGUAAUAGUCGGUGAGUCAAUUCAAAAUAAAAAGCCUGAUGGCACUCCUGAAAUUGCAAAACUAGAAAUUGAUGACGCAUUAAUUGCUGCUCAAGUGUUUGUGUUCUUCGCUGCUGGGUUCGAGACCUCGUCAUCGGCGACCAGCUUCACUCUGCACCAGCUGGCGUACCACCAGGACGUGCAGAAGAAGGCGCAGGAGGAGAUCGACCGCGUGCUGGCCAAACACGACGGCAAGCUGUCGUACGACGCGGUUAAAGAGAUGCACUAUUUAGAGAACGUGUUCAAAGAAGGGAUGCGAAUGUUCCCCUCUCUCGGGUUCUUGUACCGCCAGUGUACCAAAGGGUUCACAUUCCCAGAGCUGAACUUUUCAAUAGAUAAGAGUGUGCUCGUGCUGAUCCCACUGCAAUCAAUGCACAAUGAUCCCAAAUACUUCCCCGAGCCUGAAGUCUUCCGCCCAGAGAGGUUCGAUCCCGACGAGUUUGAUUCCAACAACAAAUACGUUUACAUGCCGUUUGGGUCGGGACCGAGAGCUUGCAUAGGUGAACGCUUGGGUGCGAUGCAGUCUUUAGCCGGUCUAGCGGCGAUCCUGUCCUGCUUCACGGUGGAGCCCGCGAAGGAAACACUCAGGCACCCUGUCGUGGAUCCCCAUAGCUCCGUGGUUCAGUGCAUUAGAGCUGGACUACCUCUAAUGUUCCGCGAGAGGAGUAAACAUGUGAAUUAGUAGAAAACAUUAGAAUAAAUAGUUGCAAAAAUACCUAAAUAAAUAAUAUCUGUAAGUA
Molecule: messenger RNA, 1839 nt
Organism: Spodoptera frugiperda (fall armyworm)
Lineage: Eukaryota; Metazoa; Arthropoda; Insecta; Lepidoptera; Noctuidae
Product: cytochrome P450 6B7-like
Exons: 3
Coding region: 237-1781 (514 amino acids)
Molecular function (GO): oxidoreductase activity, acting on paired donors, with incorporation or reduction of molecular oxygen; iron ion binding; monooxygenase activity
Source: RefSeq, a predicted model, not a curated record